AACACCGCGACACACUCACACGUUCAUUUAUAAAUGUGCAUUCAGCCUGUAUAUAUAAAUAAAAAUGGCGUCGGAUGUCGAUGAACGCGCUGCCCUCGGGUGUACCGUGUAGAGGUGGAGUAAACUUUGCUCACAGGGAGGGGGAAAGAAAUGUCCGGUCAUCGCACCUGCCCUAUAAUGUAUAUAAGGAACGGGGUUCGUCGAUCCUUACGCCAGAACGUCCAGAAAUGCUGAAGAAUAUCCUUUUCGUAGUGUCAGCUCUGGCUAUUGCCAGGGCACAGAUCCCGAGCCUCGGAUGGUGCCCCGAAUACGUCCCGAUGGCCAACUUCGACAUGGGCAAGUUCCUCGGAGUUUGGUACGAAGCUGAAAGAUACUUCCAGAUCUUGGAUCCAGUUUCGCGGUGUGUGAAGGCAAACUACACUUUGGGACCGGAUGGCAAAUACCGCGUUAGCAACGAAGUAACCAAUCGAUUUACCGGAGUCAAGAGGGUUCUGGAGGGCGAAAUACGUACACCUUCUACCAAAGCCGAGGAAGGUAAACUGCACGUAGAAUACAAGGCACUACCAUUGACCCCGGAAACUCAAUACGCUAUUCUUGAAACUGAUUACAAAAAUUUUGCUGUGAUGUGGAGCUGUUCUGGUCUCGGACCACUCAGCGCCCAGAAUGCCUGGGUGAUGACCCGAGCACGCAGACCGGAAGGUCCGGUUUUGCAAUCGGCUUAUGGAGUCCUCGAUAAAUACAAAAUUUCAAGAACGUUCUUCAUCAAGACGAAUCAAGAGGAUUGUUCGAGCUUCGAUGAGGGUCCUCCGGCGCCGAAACCCUCGGAGAGCUUAACAACAGAAGCCCCGGUAGUUGAGGAAGCAGGAAAGAAAAUUGUUAAUUUGCGCUCGGCACUCGUACCCGAAGAAGAGGCAGCCGAUGAGAAACCCGAAGCAUUGGCGGACACAGUUCCGGAACCAGAAAAAGUAGCGGACUCGAACGCAGAAAACGUUAAGGUGCCCGAGGUGCGGAAAGAGGUAAACAACGUAGAACCAGCCGUGGAGACUGCACCGUCCUCGGUGCCCGAAGUAAUUCUCAAAGUUGCCGAUCGAGCUAAAGACAUUGCGAAGAAAACGAUCGACGAUGUAAAGAUAACUUUUGAACCGAUCAAAGAAACCUUGCAAAAACCAGCAGAAAAAUUCGGAGAGGCUCUGGAAAAGCCGAUUGAAAAUUUGCAGCAAACUUUCGAAAAGCCGAUUGGAAAUUUGCAGCAAACUUUCCAAAAGCCCUACGAAACAAUCAAAGAAACUUUGCAGAAGCCCUACGAAUCGAUCAAAGAAACUUUGCAGAAGCCCUACGAAGCGAUCAAAGAAACUUUGCAGAAGCCGAUCGACAGAAUCAAAGAAGCAGCCACCGCUACAGCACCCAGCAAUAAGGACAAAGAACCCGAGCCAUCCAAAGAGCCACUGGCUGAGGAAAGGAAAUAACUGAGCAAGAGAGCCAUCUGAUGUGAAUACUGCGGAUAAGAUAAUCGUCGGCGGAUUUGAAAAAAAAAAAAAAAAAAAAAAAAAAAAACAAAAAAAAACACGACUCUGGCAUAAUCCCAAGUGAUCAAUCGAGAAAUUGACGCGAAUUCUCAGACUCGUAGCGGUUUUCUGUAUCGCCCAUGAUCUCGUAUGUCAAUUAAACACACGAGGCAGGAGAACGAACAACCAGUCUCGUCUGAGGAUUAACAGUUUUUAUUAUUAUUGUUCUAUUUUAUCGUUUCAAUAUUUACCUUAGUGAUGGAGAGAAAGGCUGGAUGGAAACAAUGUAUUGAAAAAAAUAUAGUUGUAAGGAAAAAACGACGAUGUUAUUAAUGUACAAACGAAAAAUUGAAAAAAAUUGUGAAUAAAUUGUUACAUAAAAAUA
This is a messenger RNA of Venturia canescens, 1890 nucleotides long. RefSeq lists its product as uncharacterized. Gene Ontology annotation, biological process: response to reactive oxygen species; lipid metabolic process. Bases 75 to 1466 code for a protein of 463 amino acids. The transcript is spliced from 4 exons. The record is from RefSeq and is a predicted model, not a curated record. Gene Ontology annotation, cellular component: cytoplasm. Gene Ontology annotation, molecular function: pigment binding. NCBI's taxonomy places the organism in Eukaryota, Metazoa, Arthropoda, Insecta, Hymenoptera, Ichneumonidae.